AUGGUCCUCUACACCGGCCCAGACCCCGACCAAAGAUGGUUCUCUCUAGAAAGACACUACGACGGCACCGAGGAAGAAGACAAAUACGAGCAAGAACUCCCAUCAUGGAAGGUUAAAGAGUGGCGCCUCUAUUGCAUUGGGCACAAGUUGAUGCACAACAUCGACACUGUAGAUCCACUCGAGAUUCGUAUCGCGUACGAAAUCGGGAACGGUAUAAUCGAGAUGACUGAUGUUGCUACCGAUAACCCGGACCCGAGACUGGCAGAUGCAAACUUCGAGGUUAUCGAUACUGUGGAAGUUUAUAAAGAGGCGCUCGCUGGGUAUGAUGGUAGAGAUGGGAAAGGAGCUGCGGAGAAGAAAGAACUCACUUUUUUUAUUUGGGGCGCUACGAUUCGGUAUCCUCAAUGGGACGCAGACAAGGUCCUCCAAGCUUUCGACGGUCCCCAGCGUGAUGAGUUGAUUCAUAUCGGGAAAGAUUUUGCCCGGAGACGCAAGGAAGCUAGAUGGAGCGAUAUCUCGCGAGAUGGCGAACACAUGGACAAGAAAGCUCACCACGGUCAUGUUCCACGUACCAUGGAGCCAACGGCUGCCGACACGGCACAUUUCUUGGAACAGCUCGUCUCCAUGAUGAACAGGUCUGGGGAUCUCGAUAGAUGGGAAUACGUGUGUACGAUUGCGCAGCAAGGAGAGGACCUCAACACUCGCGUGCUUUAUCUGUUUCAGUGCAUCGACGACGAUAAUACGGUUCUCGAUGAGAUGGUGAUUAAGAUCUUGCCAGGGCACCCGGAACAGAUCUAUGAAAUUGGUGAAUCGGAAUUCGGACUGCAUAUGAAGUUGCUAGAAAUCUUGAAGAACACUGGAAACACGGGGAAUCAAACAAAAUGCAUCGCAGACUCCUACGGAUGGUCUGUACGAAAAAGAGAAAAGCCGGGCCAGGAAAUAUGGCUGCAUACGCAACUGCACGAAAUAACCUUCACUAACACCAUGAUCCAGACGUAUGGGUACUUGGAAUUCUGCCCGUACGGCGACAUGUCAUACUUGGUGAACACAAACCUAGAAGACAAACAACACCCCGAAUUCUUCAUCUGGCUCACAAUCCGCUCCAUGGCCGAAGCGGUCCUGCUCCUGCACGCGAGCCGCGCAAUCGCCCCGACAGAACCCGAAGACGACACCUACGACCCCGGCACCGCAAACGAAGACAUACCGGGCGCAGCGCCCGCAGACGAAUGGACCCCCCUCGUCAACGUCGACAUCAAAACAAGCAACAUCUGCCUCGGGAAAGAACUAGCGCAGUACCCAGCAUUCAAGUCGAUCAAAAUGAUCGACUUUGGGCUAUGCUACGCGCUCGACGACAAAAGCCUGAGUUGGCGUGCGCGCAUGCAACGCAAAGCGCCGGGGACACCGGGAUGGAGGCCGCCAGAGCUAGCCGGGAAUCCGGUCGAUGAAGCGUUCAACAAGCGGAAUCCGAUUACGGUGGCGACUUCUAUUGCGAGCAUUGGUCUCGUGGCGCUGAAUCUCAUGGAAGGGAGAGAUCUCUACUUCCCCGACAUGGAUCACUGGAUGUCGGGUCAUCCUACGUUGGAGGCUUUCUCAGAUCGCUACGAAAACGUGUAUAGCAGCCAGCUGGUGGAUCUAGUGUGGGAAUGCUUGCGGCGUGAGUCGCAGGAUCGCCCGCGCCUGUGGGAGUUGCUGCAUAGAGCUAAGAAAGGGAUUGAGAGGUGGCAGAAGAAGAACGGAUCGCUGGUGCAUAAGGCGUUGGGUGAGGUGGAGGAUCGGGAGAAGAUGAUUUGGGACAAUGGGUAUUGGCGGAUUGGAGUGCCGGGGCCUUUGAAACGAGCGUCCGACGAUUUGGAUGAGGGUGGGCAGGGUGGUGAGGGAGGGUCGGGAUCGCGCACUUCGAAACGGUCGAGGAAUUCAGCGGGUGCGACAGGAAGUCGGGGCAGGAAAACAGCGUAACUUCAAAGUGUUCAUUACUCAUCAGUUUCGUGAUAACCACGGAACAUGUGUUGUUCCAAGGCAGUGUUAUCGUGUGAUUUUUAAUAUCAAGUGUUUAUGCCGUAUAGAAAUGCCAUGUUUCACUCACGUCCUGAGUAGACUUCAGAAGAACGUGAGAUGAAACGAAGAGAAACAAAAGAAUAUUCCGUAGCAUCCUUUGUCUUCUGCAUUCCAAUCACCUGAGUAAUCAACACAAUUCCCUCAAGACACACUAUUUCCUUCAGAAGUUACAGAGAUGCUGUCAAGCAUUUUCCUUGUAUCACACUAAGUCUACUAUUCCAUCGUCGCAGAUUCUACGCGGCACAAAC
This is a messenger RNA of Periconia digitata, 2303 nucleotides long. The record is from the annotation of a GenBank genome assembly. NCBI's taxonomy places the organism in Eukaryota, Fungi, Ascomycota, Dothideomycetes, Pleosporales, Periconiaceae.